AUGUCUUUACCACGCACAAAAACAGCGUGGCUCUUCUUCGCAAUUACGAGCGGAGCAUGUGCAGCUUUCAAUGGUGUCUUUGCGAAGCUCACAACAACAGAGCUCACAAGCUCCUGGUCAAGCUCUCUUGCUGCAGCAUUUGGCCUCGGCCCCUCAAACAAAUUCUUCGAAUAUGCCCUCCGCGCCGUAUUUACCUCCGUCCACCCCCGCGAUCCUAUCUCUGACAAACAGCAGGCCUUCUUCGGCAUGAACCUCCUCUUCAACGCCAUAAUGUGGGGUCUCUUCACGCGCGCUCUCACCCUCGCUUCCUCCACUGUCCGCGUCUCCGUCAUCAACACAUCUGCAAACUUCAUGAUCACCGCGAUCCUAUCCGCUCUGGUCUUCUCCGAGAGCUUGCCGGGGCUGUGGUGGCUCGGCGCCGCAAUGCUUGUAGCCGGCAGCGUGAUUAUUGGUAUGAGGGAAGAGGGAGAGAAGAAAGAGAUAGUCACUGGGACAGGGGAAGCGCCGUUGCUGAACGCUGAGGGCGAGGUGGGUGCUGAGUUCAGGGACAACGAUGAUGAGGGACAGUCGAGACAUGAGCUUGAUAGUUUUAGGCGUAGGAGUAGUAGUAGCGAGCGCAGUGAUGAGGAUGGGACGCUAAGAUAG
Messenger RNA from Macroventuria anomochaeta, 645 nucleotides. RefSeq lists its product as uncharacterized. The record is from RefSeq and is a predicted model, not a curated record. Lineage: Eukaryota; Fungi; Ascomycota; Dothideomycetes; Pleosporales; Didymellaceae. The transcript is spliced from 2 exons. Bases 1 to 645 code for a protein of 214 amino acids.